Molecule: messenger RNA, 10028 nt
Organism: Zonotrichia leucophrys gambelii
Lineage: Eukaryota; Metazoa; Chordata; Aves; Passeriformes; Passerellidae
Gene: MAP2
Product: microtubule associated protein 2
Exons: 16
Coding region: 425-6079 (1884 amino acids)
Biological process (GO): neuron projection development; microtubule cytoskeleton organization
Cellular component (GO): neuron projection
Molecular function (GO): microtubule binding
Source: RefSeq, a predicted model, not a curated record
CGGCUGCCUUGGCGUCGUUCUCGAAAUUUCUGUGGCCAGUGAACUCCCUCUUCCUCUCCCACUCACCCUCUUUUCCUUUUCACCGCUGCGGGGACUUGUGCUAAUUUGCAGUUUUCCUUUUCCUGGCGUGCACAUGGUAGAGACAAGCUGGUGGCUUGCAGACUGCGUCUGGCUGGAGACAGGCAGCGAGCCGAUGGAUAACAACACUCCGGGAGAAUGAUUAUGCAGCAGUUAUUUAAGGAUAGGCUUUUGGGGUAUGGCAGCAUAUGAGCUGAUUCUUCAGUGUGUAGCCUUGGACGCAGCGUGCUGAUUGGAAUCUUCUUGUUCAAAGAUCGGAAAGGAACAGAGGGUUUCCCUUGUUUAACAGUCAGACUCAGCAUCUCAUCAUCUGCUUACCCAGGCCACGCGCUGAAGGCGAGGAGCCAUGGCUGAGGAUAGGAAAGACGAAGCCAAGGCGCCACACUGGACUUCAGGUCAGCUAACAGAGGCCUCUUCACACCCACAUUCACCUGAGAUGAAGGAUCAGGGAGGCGCGAGCGCUGGACUGGUCAGAAGUGCCAAUGGAUUUCCGUACCGAGAGGAGGAGGAGCUGAGGCUGGGCAGCCACGAGCAGCCAGGGACGUAUGCUCAGACCAAAGAGAAUGGCAUCAAUGGAGAGCUGUCAUCAGGGAGCAGGGAGACUGCAGAAGAAGUGUCUGCGAGGAUAGUACAAGUAGUAACAGCUGAAGCUGUAGCAGUCCUGAAAGGUGAACAGGAAAAAGAAGCCCAGCACAAAGAUCAGCCUGGAUCACUACCUUUAGCAGUUGAAGAGUCAGCCAACCUGCCUCCUUCCCCACCUCCAUCACCAGCUUCUGAGCAGACUGGAGUUCUGGAGGAAGAUUUACUUGCAGCCACGAAGAUGGAAUUCCGUGUCCAGGAGGGCACAUGCCCUUUUGCAGCAGAACCAUUAGACACAAAGCAACGUGAAUCUGGGAAGGACAGUAAGACUGUUGAGCAGCCUAAAUAUGAUGCCUUAGUUCCACAGUCAGCAAAAACAGAGACUACAGAUGAAAAGGAUUCAGAGAGCAAAGACAAAGUGCUUUCACCUCCAUCAGAAUGGAUGUUGAAAACUGAUUCACAGAUGAAAGGGGAAGCCAGUUUUGCAGAACCUGCUGCUAAGCCUCCUGCUCCUCAAGAACAAGAGCACUUGUCAUCUCAGCUGCCUGAAGUGAGCAGGGCGGAAGAAAGGACUGCAGGUGUGCCCUCAUCAACCAACCAAGUUAUGGGAAUCAAAUUUGAAGACAACCUCAAAGAUAUCCAGGGUGGUGCCAUCAGCUAUGGGGAAAGUUCUCUAUUGCUACCAGAACCCAAGGCAGAAGCAGCCAAAAGUGAACUUCCUUCAGGCCCAUCUCCUGCUCUCCCCCAGGAGCUUUCACUCAAAGACAGUUUCAAAACACAUCAGGAACCUACUGACCAACUGUUUGCCAAAGAUCUCAGUAAAGAUGAACAGAUCCACAGAGACAGGACAUUAUCUCUCCAGGAAGUCUCAGCAGUAACUGUAGAUGGAUUGAAAACUCCAAGCACCCCAAAAAUCCCUCCAUGGGGAGAGGAAAAGGACUUGACUAAGGAUGAGAGUGAUGAGGAAGAAAGGUACGACUUCUAUGAUAAAGGGGAGGCUCAGCUAUUAGAUGAGCGUAAAAUGACCACAAAAUCAGAAGUUAAGACACCUCCCCCAGACAAAACAGACAUUGAAAAGGAUGGUGAAGCUAAAAAAUUACCUGAUACUCUCAAAGCAGAAAAAGAAACAGACCAAAGUGGGCUCUCAGCAGCAGAUGUGAAAAAGGAGGUGCAGCAAAGCACACAGGUACCCCCAGCUAAGUUAAGCCAUGAACUGAGUCAUGAGAAAACAGCAGAGCACCCUGAUACCGCUCAGUUAUCCAGAGUAACAGAGAAAGCCCCUGAGGCACCAGGUUUAACCACUGAGAAGACUCCUACUCUAGAAGCUUCUCAAGAGAAAGAUGUUAAAAAAGAUACUGAGGAGGAUAAGGCAAGUCUUGCUGCUCCUCAUCAAAUGAAGGAAGAGGAGGAUCAGUCAGGAAUGUCAAAGUAUUUUGAAACCUCUGCUCUGAAAGAGGAAGCCUUCAAAGCAGAUGGUCUGAAACAAAGCAGUGAUUACUAUGAGCUAAGUGACACUAAAGAGAGUAAAUAUGAGCCUUAUCAGAGAGGUCCUCUAAUACCUGAAGAUGAAGAGGAGGAGGAAGAGGAAGAAUUAAAUCAGCAGCAGAAUGUGCAUGCUCGUGAAAUGGGGUACAGUACCCUGGCUCAGAGCUAUACACCAGACACAUCUGAAGAACCCAGUUCUCCAACAGAAAGAAUGUUCACUAUUGACCCCAAAGUCUAUGGGGAUAAGAGAGAACUUCACAGUAAAAAUAAAGAUGACCUAACUCUGAGCAGGAGCUUGGGACUUGGGGGAAGAUCUGCCAUUGAACAGAGAAGUAUGUCUAUUAACUUGCCCAUGUCCUGUCUGGAUUCAAUAGCCCUAGGAUUUAGUUUUGGUCGUGCACACGAUCUUUCUCCCCUCGCUUCAGAUAUUCUAACUAACACUAGUGGAAGUAUGGAUGAAGGUGAUGACUACUUGCCAGCAACCACACCAGCAGUGGAGAAGGCCCCCUGCUUCCCCAUUGAAAGUAGAGAGGAGGAUGAGCACACAGAAGAAGAAAAAGUGACGGUAGAAGAAAAAGUCCAGCCUGAGACCUUGGCUGAACCAUCUUUCCAGGCCAAAGAUUACUACAAAAAUGGGGCUGUCCUGGCUCCUGACCUGCCUGAAAUGUUAGACUUGGCAGGGACAAGAUCUAGAUUAGCCUCUGUGAGUGCAGAUGCUGAGGUGGCACAGAAGAAGCCAGUUCCUGCUGACACUGUUGUGGAAGACAGCAGCACAACCCUGCCACCUGUGACAAAUGAAAACCAUGUAAUUCUGAAAGCUGAAAGCCAGCUGGAAGACUUGGGCUACUGUGUUUUCAAUAAGUACACAGUACCACUCCCCUCCCCAGUUCAGGACAGUGAGAAUUUAACAAGUGAAACCUGUCCCUUCUACGAAGGCACAGACGAAAAACUGAGACGUGGCCUUGCUCCUGACUUGUCUUUAAUAGAAGUGAAGCUGGCAGCUGCUGAAAAAUCAAAAGAAGACUUCCUCAGUGAAAGAGAUUUAGGUCAGCAUGGUGAGUCCACUCUGGUGAGGAACUUUGAAGAGGAGAAAAAAGAGAAACUGGAUACUGUGCUAGAAAAAAGUGAAGAUCAAGUUGACUCUAAAGAGGUCUGUCCCAUUAAAGGAGCAGAACCAGAGAAGACAAGAGCUGAGGCAGUGUUAGAAAGGAAAGAAGAAAGUGUGGCUAGUAAAGUUCAUUUACCUGCUGACACAAUGUAUGACAGAAUUUCUUCUUCAGAGAUAGCAAUAGAAAAGGAUUCUAUUUGUUUGUUGUUGGAGAAGGAGAAGACUCUUAGUGUUGUUCAUGAAAUAGCUGAGAUAGCUGAUAUAGAACUAGAGCCUCCAAUUAAACCAGAUUACAAUGCUAUUAAGCAUGAUAUGGAGGUAGCUGCAAGGAGAGCUGACCAAGAAUAUCAGAGUAAGUUAGACACUAAGAUCAGUGAGGUUGUUUCUCUUCCAUCAGGGAAGGACAAAACCUCUCUUAAAAAAGCGGAGCCUGAACCCAAAGACGCUCAGCAGAAAGAAGAGACCAUCUUCUCCAGAGAAGCAAAGGAUGCAGAUGUACUUUCCAAGACUGAGCCUAGUUAUGCAAAGGACAGCACCAAACUGUCAGAAAUAGAAAUUAAAGAAAAAGUAACUAAGCCGGAUCUGGUACAUCAAGAGGCAGUUGAUAAGGAGGAAUCUUAUGAAUCUAGUGGAGAGCAUGAUCAAGCCCAAGAAAGUUUAAAUGGAGAAUCUGUGAAACCAGAGGAUGUCAAAGCAGAACAACCAAAACCUCCCGUGUCUGGGGAAGAGAUGCCUACACAGCUACCAGCUAAGGGGGCUUCUGUGGAGCCCCUCUUGCCAAAAGCUGAGCCUCUCCAGGAGGAGCCUGCUGAGAUUCAGAUGGAGAGCAUACCACAACUCAUAGAAGGAGCUGAAGAGACUCUUGAUAGAGCUGUGAAACCUACAGAAACCCAAAAGCUGCUGCCAUGUGAACUGGCAGCUGGAGCUCUGAAAGAGGAAGAAUAUGAGGAAGAAGAGGUGGAAGCAGGGCAAGAAGCAAAAGAAGAGGAUAAACAGCAUCUUGCAUCAGAAAUGCCCCCAGAGUUUGGUGAGCCUGCUGCAGAGGAAAUGGGAGCCAAGGGUAGCCCAGAAGCCCUGCCUGAGCUGAAAGGCAUUAUUGAAUCUGUGGUGACAGUGGAGGAUGACUUCAUCACAGUGGUGCAGACAACAGUUGAUGAGGGUGAAUCUGCCUCUCACAGCGUGCGCUUUGCUGCCACUCAGCAGGAAGACAUUGAAACAGGAGACUCCCAGGCUGAGGAGGAGCUGGAUGUUGAAGAAGUGGAGAUUGAGCCCAAGGAAGGCUCCCGAGAGGCUCCUGCUUCACCCCAGAGAGAAGAAAUCCUGCUCACUAACUACAAAACAGAGACGUGUGAUGAUUACAAAGAUGAAACAACAAUUGAUGACUCCAUCAUGGACACAGACAGUCUCUGGGCAGACACUCAAGAUGAUGAUAGGAGCAUCAUGACUGAACAGUUAGAGACUGUUCCUAAAGAGGAGAAAGCAGAAAGAGAAUUGAGAAGAUCAUCUCUUGAUAAGCAUAAAAAAGAGAAACCUUUUAAAACUGGGAGAGGCAGGAUUUCUACUCCUGAAAGGAAAAUAGCUAAAAAGGAACCUAGCACACUCUCCAGAGAUGAAGUGAGAAGGAAAAAAGCAGUGUAUAAGAAAGCUGAACUUGCUAAAAAAACUGAAGUUCAGGGCCACUCUCCCUCCAGGAAAAUAAUUUUAAAACCUGCUAUCAAAUAUACUAGACCAACUCAUCUCUCCUGUGUUAAACGGAAGCAGACAGCAGCAGGUGGUGAAACAAACCAGGCUCCUGCUGUAUUUAAACAAGCAAAGGAAAAACUCUCAGAUGGAGUAAGCAAGAGCCCCGAGAAGCGUUCAUCUCUGCCAAGGCCUUCCUCCAUCCUCCCUCCUCGGCGAGGUGUUUCAGGAGACAGAGACAGAGAGGAGAACUCCCUGUCCCUCACAUCUUCGCUCUCCUCCUCAGUACGACGGACUACCCGAUCAGAGCCAAUUCGUAGCAGAACGGGAAAAAGUGGAACUUCUACCCCCACUACUCCUGGCUCCACUGCCAUCACUCCAGGGACACCACCAAGCUAUGCCUCCCGUACCCCAGGCACUCCAGGGACACCCAGUUACUCCAGAACUCCCCACACUCCUGGGACCCCCAAAUCUGCAAUACUGGUACCUACUGAGAAAAAAGUUGCCAUAAUUCGCACUCCUCCUAAAUCUCCAGCCACUCCAAAGCAGCUACGAGUUAUUAAUCAGCCUCUACCUGACCUCAAGAAUGUCAGGUCCAAAAUUGGGUCAACAGAUAAUAUCAAAUACCAGCCUAAAGGAGGGCAGGUUAGGAUUUUAAACAAGAAGAUCGAUUUUAGCGAUAUUCAGUCCCGGUGUGGUUCCAGAGAUAACAUCAAACAUUCUGCGGGGGGAGGAAAUGUACAAAUUGUAACCAAGAAGAUUGACUUGAGUCAUGUGACUUCUAAGUGUGGCUCGCUCAAGAAUAUCCACCACAAACCAGGAGGUGGGCGUGUGAAAAUUGAGAGUGUGAAACUGGAUUUCAAAGAAAAAGCUCAGGCUAAAGUUGGUUCACUGGAAAAUGCCCACCAUGUACCUGGUGGUGGUAACGUCAAGAUUGACAGCCAGAAGCUGAACUUCAGAGAGCACGCCAAGGCCCGUGUUGACCACGGGGCUGAGAUCAUCACGCAGUCACCGGGCAGGUCCAGCAUGGCCUCGCCACGCAGACUCAGCAACGUCUCAUCCUCCGGAAGCAUCAACCUGCUUGAAUCACCCCAGCUUGCUACCCUUGCUGAAGAUGUCACAGCAGCCCUUGCCAAGCAGGGGUUAUGAAUUUGCUCAUUUUGCAUUGUAUGAAGUAAUAAUAUUUAGGCAUGAGCUCUUGGCAGGAAUGGGCUCAGAGCAGGUGUCACGUUCAUUCUUUACCAUGUCUAAAACUAAGUUACAUCCCAAGACUUGUAGUUACCAUACAGUUUAAAAGAAAAAAACAGAAAAAAAAAAUAAAUUCCAUAGAUGCAGAAAUUGGCCUGACCUCCAUUUACAACAGGAAGACACUGGCUUUAUAUGGGUAUACAGCGGUAUGUUACAUUGGACAAUUAUUGUUGCUCUGCUCUGUCUUGCAUGGAGUACUGUAGUAUGAUAAAAAUGCAUUUUUACCUUUCAUGUGCCUGAAGGCCAUCCACCUCUUUCUGAAGAGCCUUGUUAAUAUCCCAAGAUGCUCAUUUCACAGUUCUUUUGAUAGAUGGGGAAAUAAAAAAGAAAAGUUGCCCAUUGUAAGUUAUUACAGGUUAAAUUAAUGGUCUGCUUACCAGAAGGAAGGGCAUAUAGGGAAAUUCAACUUUAAUUAAAAAAAAAUGUUUCUUUGUAUAAAUGAGUAGAACAAAAGUUGAAUUAAGUUAUUAACAUUUUUUGAACCUGGUUAAUUAUGUCAGUGUAUAGCUGAAAAGCCAAUAAAUUAUUUAAAUAAUAACUAAAAAUACUAGCUGAAAACAUUUGAAUUGUGCUUUGGGAAGUGACGUAAAAAAGCUGCUGAAAGCGAGCGCUCAUACCCCAACAGACUUGUGUCUGAUUAGAAAAGUUGGUUAAGCAGCUAGAUUUGUGUGCAUACCACCAGUUCCACAUUCUUUCCAUCUGUUUGAUACAGUAUUAUAGAUAUAUAUAUUUCUCUGUGGCCAUUUGUGAUACGCCCUCCUCAUAUACUUGAAUAUUCUACUUCUUUAUUCACAGUAUCUGUGUCUCUUGCACCCUUUGGUGUUGCAAUUUUAGGUAUGUAAAAGUAGAUGUUAGCAGGGGUUUUUUUCCCUAUUCAUAAGAAUACAUUUAAAAAAGAUGAAAAUUGUAGCAUGAAGUUGCUUUCUGUAACAACUAAAAGCCGUGACCCUGUUUUAGUGACAGAUGCAAGUCUAUUCUGUGAUGCUAGAAAAAGGAUUCCUUCCUUCUUCCCUUCCUUUCUUCACAAAGAAAUGAUUUUUGUGGGGUCCAGAUGUUUGUCAAAGAGUCUCCAAAGAAGGCUGAGUUUGGACUACGGAUUUUUAAAAAAUCCACAAUAGUUUGGUUCUUUCUUUCGUUCUUUCCUUUCUCUCUUUCUUUCUCUCUCUUUCUCUCUCUCUUUCCUUUCUUUCUUUCCUUUCUCUUUCCCUCCCUUCCUUCCUCAUCUUUUUCUUCAUUCCCAUAGUAACAAUGAAUGUUUGAUUUAUUGUUUUUCUUUUGCUAAAGUUGAAACACAGAAAAAAUAUUAAGAUGUUGUUUCCACUCCUUUAGUGAUGUCUCACAUGUACACUCAGGCACUCAGAUAACAGUGAUAAUCAUAGCAGAGAUGCCUGUAACUAACAAUAUAUGAAUAAAUAAAAAUCAGCUCCCUAGACUGGUUGUCAUAGAGAUUCAUCAAUUAAAUAGGGCAUCUUAAAAUCUGAACAAAGUGGAAUUAUAUGGACUAUAAAAAGUGUAAGAAAAAAUGUGCAUGAAAGAUAAAAGGCAGAUGCACAACCAACAGAUCUAGUGGAGUUACCUGAGAGAACACUGGUGAUGGGGAUGAUCCUCAGCAGCAGAUCAUCACCUGCUGGUGCCCUAUGUACAUGAGACAUGAAGGAAUGAGCAGUUUACAUUCUUGCAGAUUGUUUUAUCUUUUCCUUUUGAAACCUCCUAACUGAACUUUGCACUGUCAGUUGAGCUAUACUUGAUGUAUGUAUUAGGUUAAUGAUGUGGUUUGGAAACUUUCAAUCUGUUCUUUUUCCUUCUUAAUUUUCAUGUGUGUGUGUAUGUAUGUGUGUUGGGGUUUGGUCUGAAAAGUCUCACAGAGAUUUUUAUGUCUGUGGAGAUUCUAAAAAUUAAUGGCACAGGAUUCCCCAUCAUUACAUUCAGGUAGUAAUGCAGUUACUGGUCAGGAAAUAUUCAGUGGGCCAAAGUGGGGUUUUGGCUAAGCUGCUACAGCAGUACAAACACAAAACAGAGUGGUUAAAUCUCUCAGACUUCUGAAUAUGAACUUCUGACAGCCCCACACAUGACAUUUCAGCUCUGCAAAAAGCUUUUUCACACAACAGAGUACCUAACACUGUAAGUCAGUUGUUUCAUAUAAAGGACAGUGAGUUUAGAACCAUCCCAAGUGCAAUUGGAGGAUUCUGAUUUCUGCCUUGUAUUUGUUACACUUCUGCUUAAAGUAAUCCUAAGAAUUCACAUGGAAACAGCGUCAAGUGAGGUGCAAUAAAAUCUUCUUCCCAUUUUUUCAGAAAAACAACAGACAGAAAGGAAAACUGACAGUAUUUGUAUCACUUUGCUCUGAUUAUGCUAUCAAUAAUAUAAAUUAGCUUUGCAGUGGUUUUUCUUUCUAUGCCUUUUGCCAGUGUAGGAGAAAAACUUGGUACUACUGAACCUCUGCUCUCUGAACCCGAGCAGCAUCUCAUGAAAACAGUGUUAAUCUGAGACGCAAGUGUUUUUAUUCUGCUUUUAAAAUUGGCAUACUCUAGAAAAUAAGGCUUAGUUAAUCCACCUAUGAGUCCAAAGUUAGAGUGUGUAACACACCAAGUCAUUUAUUUCAUGCAUUAAAAUGAGCUUUCUUGUUUUGACUGAAGCAAAGACCUUUGUAAUCAUUAUCAUCCUUCCAUAGAAAGAAUCCUAGAAUGCUGUGGAGUUAGAUAAAAAGAAAUUAAGAGUUUUGUGCUUUUGAAUAAUAAUUAAAAAAACCAAGUUAUAUUACAUGACUCUAGAUGUUCACUGAAAAGCUCAUAUUAAUCUUAACUUUCUCAAGAAGAGUGUUCGUUUUAAAAACAACAGUUUGUAAAUAUGUAAUGCCCACUAAAGAAGAUAGAGCCAGCUUCCUGGAAACUGCAUCUGUUGUGUUUCUUUUCCACAGGCAUGUUGAGCCAGCAGGUUUGUUGGGUGCCUGAGACCCAAUUGUGUAACAAAGCAGAGGUAAUCCAGACAAAAGGAAUGGUGAAACCUUGUUUGGGUACCUAGGGGAGCACCCCACAUUUAAUAAUCCAUCGGGUUGUAGAGAUGAAAGAGUGCUUCUGCCUCAUCUGCAGAGUUCUGUUUCUAUGUAACCACAAGCUGAAACAAAUCAAAGUUGAGCAAACCUCUGUCCAGCAAGAGUAAAGGAAAAACUCAACCUGAUGAGGAAAAUUAUGAGCCCACAAGGGCAAUAUAUAUUUUCACUGUACAGCAGUAAAUGGAAUUAAUUAUUCAGUCCUCUGCUAUGGUACAGUAGUAACCUCAUCAUGACUGCUCACACGUCUAAGUUUGCCUAAAUACAUGACUCAAAGGGAGUCAAAAGGCAGCCUGUGUUGGCUACCACAUGAGCAGAAGUUUUUUCCAUGCUGGAAUAAAUACUGUUUGAAACCCAAGUAUAUGUCCCUUCAAAGGCAAAUGCCUUGAAGAGUAGAUCACAUUAGCUGUGAAAAUCAGUGCUGGUAGAUUUCUAGCCUAGGUGUCUGUGAGUUCACUCACUAGUCAGAUUGCUAAAGCAAUUCCCUCUGCAACUCCAGCAAUUCCCACUGCAGGAAGGUAAAUUAGUUUCACACUGGGAAAAGUCAAGCGUAUAAAAGCCACUUCAACUUUAGCAAAGAGAAAAAGCCAACAAGUAAACAUGCUGUUUGCUGGGAUAUCAAGGAAUACAGUCUGCUGUUACAAACCUGUGUUUUUUCUGAUAAUUCUAGAGCCUGUUACCAUAAAAGAGGCAUUUCUUGAAUGGCUGGUGGUAGGUAGUUCAUGUUUUUCAAUCCAAUUUGCAAUUGUAUUUGUUGCUGUAUAGUGAUUGUUUUGCAAAAUAAACUCGCUUGUCAUCUAA